Molecule: messenger RNA, 2001 nt
Organism: Triticum dicoccoides
Lineage: Eukaryota; Viridiplantae; Streptophyta; Magnoliopsida; Poales; Poaceae
Exons: 6
Coding region: 1-2001 (666 amino acids)
Molecular function (GO): helicase activity; RNA-DNA hybrid ribonuclease activity; nucleic acid binding
Source: RefSeq, a predicted model, not a curated record
AUGCCGCUACGGCCGUCCGACCUUGCGAGCCGCGACGGCGCAUCCCACUGCCUCGCCCACGUCCAAAGCGUCAGCAGGGACGGCACCAACUUUCUGGUCAGAGCUAGCCGGAGAGUAGACGAUUACGUCGAAGGCUACGCUUUCGUUGUUAGGUUGCUCAGUUCCAUACCCUACCAACGCAUCUGGCGGUGCCUCCGCUACCGAGCCAACUCUUCCGUCAAGAGAGACGACUCCGUUCUCAAGGCUAUCGCGGGGGAAGCGGAAGACUCCUCCAUGCAGCUGAUCACUUCCCUGACCGGCGGCACCGACCUCGACAUGCCGCUACCCGUAUCAGGCAGGCUGUCUGCGUUCGGGCUCAACGAGUCCCAAACUUGCGCCAUACUGGGCUGUGUGUCUGCGGUGCAGCGUGCCGGUGCCAGUGGCGGCGAUGGUGCGAGCACCAAGGUUAGCCUCAUCUGGGGGCCGCCUGGCACGGGCAAAACCAGGACCAUCAGCGUGCUCAUGCUGUCUGCCACGAAGCUGAAAUGGCGGGUCCUGGCGUGCGCGCCGACCAACACCGCCGUCUGCCAGGUGGCGUCCAGCCUCCUGGCACUGAGGAGGCAGCACCCCGAUCCCGAUGCCUGUGCUGGCCACGGUGAUCUGCUGCUGUUCGGCAACAGGACCCGCAUGCCCAUCGACGGCGAUCUCGACAACAUCUUCCAGGACACUCGUCUAAAGCUGCUAACGGAGUGCUUCUCGCCAGAGACCGGUUGGAGGCGGUGCCUUCUUUCACUGGAAGCGUUUCUGCGCGACGAAAUAGCCAUGAUCAAGCAGGAGGAUGGCACAAAACCAGUUGUGCUCAAGUACUACUCCUUCCCAACGUCAGAGUUCCAGCGGAUCUUCGAGAAGCUUAGCAAGUGUUUGAAGACAAUCAUGUCUCAUGUCUCAAUACAUCGUACCCUGGAGACGAACUACAACAACAUUGCUUUGCUCAGCAAGAUGCUCAACGACUUCAGCAAGCUGCUGGGCGUUCAGAAACAAGUCUCCACUUCAUCGAGACAGCUGAGACGGCAACGCGAUGGUUUAACAAUGGGUUACCACUCGGAACAAACAGUUGGCACCAUGAGGGAGAAAAUGCCUGAAAUUCUAGACGUCACGAGGACGCUGUUGCGAGACCUGCAACUUCCUCUGACCGAAGAGUUUUCCGAGAUCAAGGAGUUUUGCAUCGAAAGUGCGUCCCUCAUUUUCUGCACCGUGUCUGGCUCGGCUAAGCUGGAGGGGGAGAAGAUGGAUUUGCUUCUGAUCGACGAGGCUGCACAGCUCAAGGAAUGUGAAUCCCUCGUCCCAUUGCAAGUCUCCGGACUGAAACAUGUGGUUCUUAUCGGUGACGAGCGCCAACUGCCAGCUAUGGUUCUUAUCGGCACGUGCUCCGUUGGCUUCCUGUCGAACCGGCGACGCGCCAAUGUUGCCUUGACAAGGGCGAGGCACUGCCUCUGGAUCGUGGGCAACGCGGCGACGCUAAGUGGCAGCGGCUCCAUCUGGGGGGAGCUGAUCCGGGAUGCCGCGGAACGUCGGUGCUUCUUCGACUGGGACGAAGGCGAGGGCGUGUCUCCGGUAGUUUCUCGCCACGCUUGCGUGAUCGGGCCAGGACAUGGGAGGACUUAUGCGUCAGGACCAUGGCAUAGUAAUUCUUUAUUGCAUGUGACCCAAAGGCCUCACUUAAAAGAGGAGGGUGGUACAAACCCCCAAACGGGCAUGUGCAACAGAUUGUACAUCAAUUGGGAUAACCAGGAACUCUUGGAGAUAAUGAAUAAAGAUGGCCAAUACGCUGGAGAUGGGGCGGCCAUUGUUGAUGAGUGCUAUCAUCUGGCUUGUGAGCUUAGCUCUAUAGUUUUUGAAUUUUGUUUCAGAGAGUCGAAUGCGGCUGCUCAUGAAUUAGCUAGUAUUGCUAGAGUUUCGUUGUGUAAUGAUUUGGUAGAUAAUGCUCCUUCUGAGGUUCUUCCAUUGCUAUUAAAGAUGUAA